This is a messenger RNA of Tribolium castaneum (red flour beetle), 577 nucleotides long. RefSeq lists its product as uncharacterized. Bases 115 to 444 code for a protein of 109 amino acids. Gene Ontology annotation, biological process: regulation of heme biosynthetic process. The record is from RefSeq and is a predicted model, not a curated record. Lineage: Eukaryota; Metazoa; Arthropoda; Insecta; Coleoptera; Tenebrionidae. Gene Ontology annotation, cellular component: mitochondrial membrane. The transcript has 2 exons.
CGUUUUGAUAUCACAAAACGUCAAAAUCUGACAUUCAAACCUGUCAUUCCUGUCAAGCGCAAUAAAUCUCUCUUAAAAACCGGCAAAAUUCGCUAAAAACCCAGUCAAUUCGCAAUGCCUGUAGACAUUCCGGGCUUCCUUUACGCGGGGGCGGUAGCCGCAGGCGGCUUUCUCGGUUAUUACAGGGCAGGGUCGAUACCGUCCCUGGCGGCUGGUCUCCUGUUUGGCAGUGCUCUCGCUUACGGGGCCUUCCAAGUCAGUCGCGAUCCUUCCAACUAUUCGGUUCAGCUGGUCACCAGUUCGAUCCUAGCGGGCGUAAUGGGGUACAGGUUUUAUAAUUCGGGCAAAAUCAUGCCCGCUGGGGUUGUCUGCGCCUUGUCGGGGGCUAUGAUCGUGCGCAUUGCCUUUAAUGCCGCGACGUUGACUGACAGGAAGGUCUCUUAAAUUACUCUUCCCUUUGGGGUCUUCCCUUUGUCUCUUGGUGUAGGUAUUAAAAUGUGGCAAAUCCGUUAUAUUUACGAAUAGUUGUGUAUGUUUCUGAUGAUUUUGUUUUGUUGAAAUAAAUGAGUAAAUGGCU